Messenger RNA from Harmonia axyridis, 2855 nucleotides. RefSeq lists its product as uncharacterized. The record is from RefSeq and is a predicted model, not a curated record. The transcript has 14 exons. Bases 150 to 1130 code for a protein of 326 amino acids. NCBI's taxonomy places the organism in Eukaryota, Metazoa, Arthropoda, Insecta, Coleoptera, Coccinellidae.
UUAAUAAACCGUUAUCUGUGGCGCAGUUAACCCUAUUCCAAGUCUUCUGACUUGGUGCCUUGGUUGCUUAGUUCUCAUUUCUUUUAAUUUGUUCAUCGUGAGCAAUUGGGCAUCGUUCUCAACAGUGACUAUAUUAUUACAAGAUAAUCAUGGUUGAUCUCCAGCCAGUAGUACAGAGUUGUGGAUAUAAUGUCUGCAGAGGGUGUUCCUUCACGAACAUUGAGUUUAACCAGAAGAUUUCGAAUGAAGUUGAAGCGCGGCAAUUCCUUAUAGCACAUGGGGUUUUGUCAUGCCAUGCUUUAUGCGAAAAAUGUGGGUCGAGAGUGUCUGCGGACUUCGAUAGAAAUCAGUUUAUAUGCAGUAAAGUGAUUCUUGUGCCUAGAAGAGGUCGUGCGAAUUGCGAUACUUCACGUAGUGUGUUUAGUGGCACAUUUUGCGGCCAUAUGCAUCUCGAUUUGGAAAAAAUAUGUUUCCUGGUCAACAUAUUUCUAUCAAAUCAUGAAGAUUUAAUGGAAGAAGCUAUGUUUGAGUUGAAGCUCAGUUCACCUACUGUCCUUGAUUGGUUUUCCUUUUGUCGUAAAGUUGUGGCAGAUUAUGUCGAGCGGCAUUCUCAGUGCAUCGGGGGCGUUGGGAAAAUCGUCGAGAUAGAUGAAACAACGUUGGAAAGAAGGAUAGACAAUCGAGAAAGUGUGUUGACUGAGCAGUGGGUAUGUGGUGGAAUUGAAAGAGGGGUUCGAGGUGAAUGUAAGGCAUUCUUCGUACCUGUGGAGAAUCGUACCCCCGAAACUUUAAUCGGUAUCGUAAAACGUUAUGUUCUCCCCGGCACAACAAUUAUGACUGAUUGUUGGAAAGGGUAUGAUUCUCUGGAGGACUUUGGUUAUAGACAUCUCACGGUGAACCGCUCUAAAAAUUUCGUCAAUCCUCGAACUGGUGCCCACACGCAGACCAUUCAAAGGCUCUGGGUCGAAGUACGUCGGCACGUCUCAUCGGCUGGAUUCAGGCAGGAAGAACUUUCUGAUUAUCUAGCUGAUUUUAUAUUCAGACGUAUGAUACCUUGCUAUGGUCGUAGAAGGCACGCAUUCUGGAAAGCGGCUGCAACUCUGUACCCACCUGAGCAUCCCUUGGCAUAAGUCUUCACACUCGACAUGCAAAACUAAUACACACCAAACCAGCGUGAUGUAGACUUCCUAGUCUAAAGCCAGCAGUGCCUAAAUGAAGAACGUUCAGGUAAACCUUACUUAAGUCUUCACACUCGACAUGCAAAACUAAUACACACCAAACCAGCGUGAUGUAGACUUCCUAGUCUAAAGCCAGCAGUGCCUAAAUGAAGAACAUUCAGGUAAACCUUACUUAAGACUCGAGAAGAAUUUGUAGCGCCUGUGGAGACAUCAUGGUGCUUCAAAGGACCAAUCCAGGAAAAGAUACUCAUCAACAUCAUUUAUGCGUGUGGUAAAACCAUGAGAGCAGAAAACAUACUCUUUGAUCUUGAAUCAAGUGACGAACUGAAUCGUCACAACCAGAUUUAAUUGUUGAGAGCUGGUUAAAAAGAUGUAGAAAGGUAAGAAUUUAAUGCCAGUUUUAUGGUUUAAUUGCUGCCAGUUGGUUCCAUGGACGUGCAAAAAGAAGAAUUUGAUGCUGAAUUCAUAUGAAAUAAUUGAGGCAAAUUGGUUCAAUGGGUGUAGAAGGGGAAAAAUUAAACACUAGUCUUCUGGUUCAAUUGAUGGUCGUUAGUUCCAUGGACAUAAAAAAGGAAGAAUUUGAUGCUGAAUUCAUAUGAAAUAAUUGAGGCGAAUUCGUUCAAUGGGUGUAGAAGGGGAAGUAUUGAACAUUGCAGUCCUUGAGUGUAAUUGGAUGUAAAAAGUAAAAAAAGAAUUAAACACCACAGGCUCAUGAUUUGAUGAUUGCUAGUUGAUUCGAUCGUUGUAGAAAGUUGUCAAAUUCAACUGGGAAUAAUGUAAUAGAUAUGCUGAAAAUAUUCCUUUCUUGAAACACUUGAGAAGAAAGGUCAUGUCUACUUCCAAAAAUGUGGAAACCAUAAUUCUUUUUGUAGUUUUCCUCGUUAAGCAGACCCCACAUUAUUUAUAAUUCAUAUGUUCAAUAUUUUACUGGAGCCAGCUUACUUAGUUACUAUUUGAUGUUUUUUGAAUAUUGAGUUUUCAGUCAAAAAUGAAAGGCAGUUGUAGGACAACAUAAUCAACUUGUUGCACGAAUAUGGGAAAUCUAUUUUCUUCAAUUUAAGAAAUCAAAUAAGAUAUGUUGAUCUUUCUUUCAUGUUGAUUGUUGGUUUCUAAUUCAGAUAAUAUUAAAACUUCAAUAUGAUUUAUGUAUAUAAAUACACGAAAAUGAGUUGAAUGACACUUCAGAAAAAAAAUAGUGAGAAUGGAAUUCAAGCGAAUUCCUUCCUGUUCAGUCGAAUAUAGCCUCAUUUAAUUGCUCAUAGUGGAUAAUUAGGGUUAUAGUGGUUUAACCAAAAUAGUGAGGGAAGGGUAAGAAAUUCUAAGUUUUUCAAUCAAGCAAGGAUUCAGGGUUUUGAAAUCAAUUCAAUGAUUUUUAAAUUUAAUCUUUACCUUGCAAUAGAAAUUUGUAAUUUUCUUUACCCACCAUGUAAUUCUCAUAUAAGGUAAGGGUCUGAUGGAUUACAAACAUUAUAAUAGCUUGAUGUUCAUUGAAUUGGUCUUUAUAGCUUGCCCCAUACAUAUCAAUCAGGUUGGUUGAGGAAGAUCCUCUACCAUAUAUGUGAAUUGUCUUUCUAUUGAACAUAUAUUUUAUGAUUUGUUGAAUUAUUUUUUAUUUCAGAAUCAAGUGUGUUGUGUUGAUGUACAGUAAAAACAUUAAAAAUAAAAAUCUAUUUCAAG